This is a messenger RNA of Linum trigynum, 3758 nucleotides long. Lineage: Eukaryota; Viridiplantae; Streptophyta; Magnoliopsida; Malpighiales; Linaceae. The record is from the annotation of a GenBank genome assembly.
UAUAUUUAUGUCCCACUUCAUGUUCAUGAUACUUAAAGACAGUUGACCCUGCUAACGCGUCUAGUUAUUGGUGGCAGCUGCAAUUGCAUUUGAGAUUUGACAAAUUGAUGCUGAUAUAAGAUUAGUUAUUGAUUAAUUAUAACAAACUGACUAAUUAAUUAUGAUAAAACUGAUGACAAGGUUUCUUUUACUUCCUUCCCCAGCUUCCCAUCCCAAAUAGAUCAUCCAUAAUUUGCUCAAAUCUGAGAUUAAUUGCUAGUACUGUCAUUAGCUUCCAUCAUCAUGGCUGCCAUUGUUUCCCAAGUCCUCGGCCAGCUGGGUUCCAUCGUCACUGAAGAGCUCAAGCAACGCGGGAGGCUUGUCCUGGGCGCAGAGAAAGAUGUCAAGAAGCUCACUUCUACUUUCACCGCCAUUGAAGCUCUGCUGCUGGAUGCAGAAGAGAGGCAACUGAAGGAUGAAGGCGUCCAGGACUGGUUGAAGAAGCUCAAGGACGUGUCCUACGAGAUCGAUGAUGUGUUGGAUGAGUGGAGAACCGAGAUCCUCAAGGGUCAACUCGAGGGAGACGAUGAUGCUGCUGCCUACGGCUGCUUGGAGUUGAAGCUGCUUCAGAUCUCCUCUGUUCUGAAACGAGUAUGUCCUUUUCUCCCUGCUUACUGUUUUUCCACGGGUGAAAUUGGACUUCGUUAUGAUAUUGCCUCGAAGAUAAAAAGUUUGAAUGAACAUCUAGAGGAUAUAGAUAAGGAGAAGAAUAUGUACAAUUUUACUCCUAAAGAGACGACUUCAUACUCGAGUUUGCAGACUAGUCCCAAUAUCAAUUUCUCUGAGGUGAAAGGCAGAGAAGAAGAGAUAAAAAUAUUGUUGGACAUGUUAUUGGAUGAUGGAAGUGAUCGCCCGGGUGUGAGAAGGAUGUCUAUCCAAGGACCUGGUGGGUUUGGUAAAACCACAUUGGCCAAAAUGCUAUAUAAUGACAAGGCCGUAGAAGCUCACUUCGACAAAAGAGUAUGGGUUUGUGUAUCCAAUAAUUUUGAUCAAGCAACCGUCGGUAAAGUCAUACUUGAAUUUUUCGAUCAAUCUGCUUCUGGUUCAUUAUCAUACAUGUUGAAACGGAUAAACAUACAUAUGACGAACAAGAAGUUUCUUCUAGUUCUUGAUGAUGUGUGGGAAGAUAGUCAGAGCAAGUGGGAAGAACUAAUAACUUCUGUUUCUAGCGGAUUACCAGGAAGCAUGAUCUUGGUGACUACCAGAAAAGAGGAGGUUUCCCGGGUGCUCGGCUGUAUUGACGACGAUAUUCUGCAUAUACAAAAGAUAUCUGAGGAUGCAUGUCUAGCUAUUUUCAUGCAAAUUGCAUUUAAUGGAUGGAGGGUUGAGGAGAAAGAACGUGUAGAAAACCUUUGUGACAAAGCUGUAGAAAAGUGUUUUGGUUCCCCGCUUGCCGCAAAAGUUUUGGGAGGGGUUCUAUGUUUGAAAAGAUCUAAAAGGGAUUGGAUUCAACUUCUGAGAAGUGAAAUGUGGCAAAUGAGGGAAGGCCGAGAAGAAGUUCUUGCUCCACUAGCUUUGAGUUUCUAUGACUUGCCCCCGGCAGUUAGAGAGUGCUUUCAGUUUUGUGCUAUAUUUCCGCAGGAUUACAAGAUGGAGAAGGAUGAAUUGAUUAAGUUGUGGAUGUCACAGGGUUUUCUCAAAACAACAACGAACCAAGAUAUGGAGGAAGUUGGUAAAGAGUACUUUCGGACGUUAGUUAUGCGCUCAUUCUUCCAAGAUUUGGAAACAUAUGAGGAGUGGGAUAUGACAAAAACAUACUGCAAGAUGCAUGAUUUAGUUCAUGAUUUUGCCCGGCUCACAACAAAGAACGAGUGCAUCAACAUCAUUAAGCAAGAUACAAAUAGUUCACUACUCCCGAUGAGCAAGGAGGUCCGCCAUUUGAUGGUAGAACACUUGAGUGAGGAAACCAACAAACUCAUUGCCUCCAUUGGUUGUUCAGGCCUCUCUUCGGCAAAGGGCAAUGGUCAUCUGCGCAGUUUUAUAGCAAUAAGUGGAGGUGCCAUUGAGCGUGAUGUAUAUGCUCAUUUACGAGGCAUAAGGUCGUUAGUCCUCGUUGAUUGCGAUAUGGAAGAAAUCCCAGCGACAAUCACCCAUCUGAUUCACUUGAGACUUUUGGAUUUGUCCUACAACAGUAACUUGAAGAAGUUGCCGGAAGAAAUAUGCGAGUUGUAUAAUCUAGAGACUUUGAUACUCAAUCACAGCAAUCUCCUGUUGACGCUCCCGAGUGGAAUGGGGAACAAGCUAAUCAACUUGAAGCAUCUUGAAAACUACCACGUCCUAGCGAUGCUGCCAAGAUCAAUAGUCAGGUUAGGUGAUGCCCUGAAGACACUAACCACAUUUAAUGUGGUUUACGACGACAAGGCUGAUUCAGAGGGAGGCAGAGGUACUAACAUUGGAGAUCUGGAGUGCAUGAACCGAAUUCAGGGAUUCCUGACAAUAAACGGGCUGAGCAGGGUGACAAAUUGUGAGGAGAUGAAGCGUGCACAGCUCGUCAGAAAGGAAUCCCUGACCAAUUUAUUGUUGGACUACCAAACCUGGUUCCCAGGAUACCAUCAGAAGCAAGAACAAGUGUUGGAAGCCAUAAGACCAUCAUCAAGCUUGGAAGGACUAGUUGUACAGUACUACCAAGGAGGAAGCAUAUUCCCUGGAUGGUUACUGUCACUCUCCAACUUGACAUCCCUUAAUUUCAACUUUUGCUAUUAUGUGGAGCAUCUGCCGCCGUUGGGCGCCCUGCCCUCCCUCGAAGAGCUGUACUUGAGUAACAUGGAUAGAGUGAACAAGAUUGGCCUUGAGCUCUUGUUGGAGACCAGUGUGAUACAGCAACAGCUGAGGAUGAGCAACAACAAAGGUCGUGAUAUUAGUGCAUUCCCCAAGCUUACGCUGCUUUGUUUUAGGAAGAUGAAGAAUUGGGAAGUGUGGGAUUUAGAGAGCGACGACGAUCAGGAAGCUGGGAUGAUCAGCUCGGCGGCGAUGACGAUCAUGCCCCGCCUGCGUUGCUUGGAGCUGGGAGAGUGCCGCAAGCUCGAGAAGGUGCCGGAUGUGCUGCUCCGGAGAACCACUCUGGAGCGGCUGGUAAUAAACGAGAGUGGCGGGUUGGGGAGUUACAGGUUCAGCUAUCUUGAUCGCAAAAUGGUGCCGAAUGAGGUGUGGGACAAAAUCUCUCACAUCCCCACCAUUCUCCUAAAUCGCACGAACAUCCGAACAAGAUUUAAGAAUGAGAUAGAGUCCAUGUCGGGGAUUGGCUGCUCUUACAGCAAACAGGAUGAGGGAAAAGCAGGAGAUAUCAUCACCAUGAGAAGGAAAAAACGGUAAUUGAUUCACGUUUGAUUCACUGCUCUGUGUGUUUGCUGUCACUCGAUCCGCCCUCCCCCCUCUUCAUUGGUGAUAAUGUUAGCUCAUUCAAUGUUAUGAUUGCUCGGCUGCUGCAGUUGAAAGCAAGGUUCCAGAGCAACGCAUCUCAUUUUACAGUUGUGUAGCUUUUUUGGUACUGCGGUUGAAUCUUUUGCAGCAACAAGAAGAUUUUGCAAACAGAACCUCUGCCUGGCGGAGGAAGUCUGUGUGUUAGUACGUGUGUUUCUUUGUUUGUUUUGUGUUAUUCUGCUCCUCGGGCUGCCUAUCUAGUGGCAUAACAAACUUGAUCUCGUUCUUCUGUAUCGUUGUUUUUGCCUUCUUGGCUUAUCUUUGUGCCUCUCUAUUGCCAAUAAAAUCAAAGUUACAGU